AUGACGUUGCAUACCAUUAGAUUAAUCCAAUAUUGUAAGAAACUAAAACAGUUGAUACAUAGUGCUCAAGAAAGCAAAGCGAACGAUAGUGACACAACAUACCCAGCAGCGCCACCUAUUCCUGUGUUACCUGAAGUUAAAGAGAAACACAAACCACUGAAACCAAUUCCAUUCAUCCCUCCCAAUCAUAACAGUAAAUUUGCUCAAGGUAUUGGAGAUCCACCUCCUGUAAUAGAUGAAAUAUCUAAUCAUAUUUUACUGAGAAGAUCUGUAGCUACUGUUUGUGCUCAUACUGGAUUUGAUACGUCCACUGAAUCAGUAGUUGAAACAUUGACUGAUAUUUUAAACGAGUUUUAUUUGAAUUUCACACAUCAUUUACGAGCGGCCGCAGAUAACGCAGCAUUUAAUUCUAGACUCAACUUUCCUGAUGUUAUAGAGCAAGUUUAUCAUGAAAUUGGUUUUGGUAGUAUAACUUGUCUCCAUGACUACUACCAGACUCGUGUUGUCAGAUAUCGUGAGAAUCUAGAAAGACAGUGCCACCUGCUGGCUCAGGAAUACGAGAAACUUCAGGAACCUUCUCAACAAAAAUCAUCUGCUUCACAACCAGAUACUUUCCAUGUCAUCAGGAUUAAAGAAGAAGCAUGUUCUGAGAUACAAUUCCCUUCCCUAGAUGAUAAUGAUGAGGGUGGGGAAACAGAACAUUUGUUACAAUUAGAUGGUUUGGGAAGUUUUGAGAUAACAGUUGAACAAGAAACAACGUCUGGUUUAACAACAGAAGUGGAAUCAAAAUGGAGUCACGGAGGAAAAUUGGAACAUCAGGAUAGCAAGAGUAAAUCUGAGUCAAUAGACGAAACAGAUGAUCAAACCAUAGAAACACCGGCCGAUCAUCUUAGUGAUGGAUUUAUGUCCCCUGGUUCAAUCCCAGUCACCGAUAUCUUAUCGCCACCUUCUAUCUCCCGUCCGAGUAAACCCAAGAAAAACUUAACAUACCAUACUCAAGGACAGAAUUUAAAUUUUUAUUGCCGAGUCAAAGGCACCUAUCAAACUAUUUUGAUCUUUGUUUCAGAAAAAAGUGAGAAACUGAAAGCCAAUGAAUGGAAAGUUGAAAAAUAUAGUUAA
Messenger RNA from Lottia gigantea (owl limpet), 1119 nucleotides. RefSeq lists its product as hypothetical. The coding region runs from base 1 to 1119 and encodes 372 amino acids. The transcript is spliced from 9 exons. The record is from RefSeq and is a predicted model, not a curated record. Gene Ontology annotation, cellular component: SAGA complex. Gene Ontology annotation, molecular function: transcription coactivator activity; protein heterodimerization activity. NCBI's taxonomy places the organism in Eukaryota, Metazoa, Mollusca, Gastropoda, Lottiidae.